Molecule: messenger RNA, 1893 nt
Organism: Diaporthe citri
Lineage: Eukaryota; Fungi; Ascomycota; Sordariomycetes; Diaporthales; Diaporthaceae
Exons: 2
Coding region: 1-1893 (630 amino acids)
Biological process (GO): nucleosome assembly
Cellular component (GO): CAF-1 complex; nucleus
Source: RefSeq, a predicted model, not a curated record
AUGCCUCUCAUGUCAAUGUCUUCAAAUGUCCAGGAGCUGGAUUCGCCCAGCAGAAAGCGAACUCACACGGAAUAUUCUGACACCGUUGACGAGCUGCCUGCUUGCGACUCGACAAAAGACGCACGAGUCCAGCACAACAAAGGCAACAAUCCGGCCGCUGUCCCCGAGACAACAGUGGCAGACUCGAUCAAAGACCUGUCACUAGCGUCUUCUGCCCCAAAUUCAUCCCGCCCGGCCUCGCCAGAGACCAAUCCGAUACAAAGCAGCCCCCCGUCUCUGGUUGAAGCGGACAGCAGUAACCUCGCCAAGGACUCGGUUUCUCCUGAUACACCUACCCGACAGCCCGCUGUCAUGCCUCCGGCUAAAUCAACACAGCCCGCUGGCCAGGCUCCUCCGGCCAAGAAGCGGAAGAAGCUGACAGAGGAGGAGAAGAAGGUCCAGGCAGACGAAAAGGCAGCCCGGGAUGCCGAGAGAGAGCAGAAGCGCAAAGAUAAGGAAGCCGAGGCGGAGAAGAAAAAGGCCGAAGCUGAGAGGAAGAAGGCCGAGGUCGAGAAAAAGAAGGCGGAGGCUGAGAAAAAGAGGGCUGAGGUUGAGCGAAAGAAGCGAGAAAAGGAAGAGGAGGCAGAGCGAAAACAACGAGCCCAACCCAAGAUCGGAAGUUUCUUUACCAAGCAGCCCUCGACAUCGGCCCCUAAAGAAUCUCGAGGUCGGCUUGACCUGCCAGUCGGCGCUAGAAGCCCGUCUCCAGCCGGCCAAGAGCGAAACGAAUACCAACGUAUCGCGCAAGAGUUCUUUGUCAAGGAGAAUGUUACGCUGGCAAGCAACCAGUUCGCCCUGAGCCCUGAUUCUCAAGCCGCGAAGGUAGCGCUGCUAGACGACUUUGUGGCCGGCAGGCGGGAGCCGAUUGAGACAAAGUCUUUCGACCCUUUCCAGAGUCUACGUCUUCCAAAUGGCGUUGCUCGACCCCGAGGCAAGAUGUACUCCAGUGUCCGAGGGCUCCUGUCUAGCCCCGAUGGUCUCCAGGCGAAUCCUGUCGACCUGACCACCGAAUCCCAGAAUGUGCGAAUACAGAGGACGCAAGCAGCACUCAAGCGAAUCCCCACCAAACACCUUAAAUUUCAUGAGGACGUCCGUCCCGCUUACUAUGGGACUGUGACCAGCGUGGAGUCACUUGCUAGCCUCCGAAAGCUGGGCAGAAACCCCAUCGCCAAGGACCUGCCGCUGAAUUACGACUACGAUUCGGAGGCCGAAUGGGUCGAUGGUGACGAUGGCGAAGGUGACGAUGUGAGUCUUCUGGACGAGGAGGACGUUGAUGAGGAGGAUGGCGAGGGAAUGGACGACUUUCUCGAUGAUUCCGAGGAUGUCGGCAGGGGUCCGCGAAUGGUCGCGGGGACCAUGGAGCCUGAGAGCAGCGGAGUCUGCUUUGAGGACCGCACACGGAAGAAUCCGAACCCGCAAAUGUAUAAAUUUCGGAUGGAGUUCAUGAUCCCGAAUCUGAAGCACCAUCACUCGAUCGACCCUUUCUCCGAUCAAUACUGGGUUCAGGAGCCCAAGGCAACCUCGAUGAAAACUGCAGCCCACGGCACGGCUGAGAAAGUCGCAGCCGGAGCCAUGGCGCCGCCGCCGGUCCCUUCUGCCUUUGCUGCGCUUGGUGCCACUGCUGUAGCAGCCAGUUCAAACCCACCAGCGCCUCAGGACCUGGUGCCGGCAGCUCAACUUGAUAAUUUCAAGGCUGCUGUGCUCGAGUUCAGCUUCAUGCCAAAAGCGGCCAUGAUAGCUACGCUCAAGAAGAAACUGGACAACUGCACAAACGCACAAAUCAAGGCAACGCUCGACUACGUCGCCGAGAAACCGAACAAAAAGGGCAACUGGCAGAUUAAGUCUGGCUUGUAA